Eptesicus fuscus (big brown bat) is the source of this 568-nucleotide messenger RNA. It is a transcript of the gene TAC4, whose product is annotated as tachykinin precursor 4. The record is from RefSeq and is a predicted model, not a curated record. NCBI's taxonomy places the organism in Eukaryota, Metazoa, Chordata, Mammalia, Chiroptera, Vespertilionidae. The transcript is spliced from 4 exons. Bases 1 to 258 code for a protein of 85 amino acids.
AUGCUGCUCUGCCUCACCCUGCUUCUCCUGGCGGGGUUGCCUGCCUGCACUGUGGCAGAUGACAAGAAACUGGCACUCGGUGGCACUAAAGCAGGGUCUUCGGUAACCGUGACCCUGGAGGAAGGUGUUGUCCCCAGCAUUCAGCUCCAGCUGCAGGAGGUGAAGAGGGACAAAGCCAGCCAGUUCUUUCCGCUGAUGGGGAAGCAGGCGGGAGGAAUACCUCCUAUCCAGCCAAAGAGAAAAAUGGGCAGAGGAUGAGGACCACGGGCCAGAGUGAGAGCCCCCAUCCCAUGCUUCCCAGAGAUGAAAACCCUUCUCCACACCUGGAUGCUAUAGCUGACCGGCCGGCCAGGCCAGCUCUCUUCUCUGUGGGUCUGUCCUGUGCUCAACACUGGCACGUCCCGCCAGGCUCGCGGUGAACACCGUGGGGUUCCUUCCAGGACUCUCGGUCUCAAGAAGCGGUCAUGCAUACAUGGGCACAGUUGUCAGUCUCAUGCCGGAGGGACCUUGUCCUCCCUCAGCACUCUUAUUUCAUUGCAGAGCAGGAUGUCUGCCCCCGCCCCUUCUC